Molecule: messenger RNA, 708 nt
Organism: Homalodisca vitripennis (glassy-winged sharpshooter)
Lineage: Eukaryota; Metazoa; Arthropoda; Insecta; Hemiptera; Cicadellidae
Product: V-type proton ATPase subunit e-like
Exons: 4
Coding region: 159-410 (83 amino acids)
Biological process (GO): proton transmembrane transport
Cellular component (GO): proton-transporting V-type ATPase, V0 domain; plasma membrane proton-transporting V-type ATPase complex
Molecular function (GO): proton-transporting ATPase activity, rotational mechanism
Source: RefSeq, a predicted model, not a curated record
AUGUCAGCUGACAUCUCAAUUCUCAAUCUCAAGAGCUCCUCCUGUUCUUCGUGUAGGAACUUAUUGACAGUAUCAAUUUUUGUGCAAUUUUAUUAUAUAUUUCUACAUUACCCGUAAGGUGUGAAGUGAACGUGACAGUACUCUAUAUAAAAUAAGCAAUGGGUGCUUCUGCUAUUCCUGUAAUUGUUAUGUCUGUUUUAUGGGGUGUUGUUGGAAUAGUUCUUCCAUUUUUGGUACCCAAGGGUCAGAAUAGAGGGAUAAUUCAACUAGUUCUCAUGCUAACCGGAGCAACAUGUUGGCUUUUCUGGCUCUGUUGCUACAUGGCACAAAUGAACCCUCUGAUUGGCCCCAAAAUUGAGAAUAAGACUCUCCUCUUGAUGGCCAGAGAAUGGGGCAAUCCAGUCCAGUAAGAUGAGUCUGACACCAGAAUCUUCAUUGUCAUUCCUUCACAGUUUGUUUAUCAAACGAUUGUUGUCCAUAUGUGAGAUAUAAAACCCAGUGUACAUUACAAAGUUUAGUUUUAAAUUUAUUAGUGACAAUAUACUUGUAAAGUUUUAGUGGUGAAGGUUUGUUUUUAUUUCUACACAAUUUUUAUUUAUUGUAAGGUUUUGUAAAAAUAUAAAUAUUAAAUAUCACAACUCGUCUUGUAAUCCUGUAUUGUAAAUGAAACAUUACACAUAAAUAUAUAUGUAUUGUUAGAUUGUAAAA